Tarenaya hassleriana is the source of this 1020-nucleotide messenger RNA. Its product is annotated as floral homeotic protein AGAMOUS-like. Gene Ontology annotation, cellular component: nucleus. Lineage: Eukaryota; Viridiplantae; Streptophyta; Magnoliopsida; Brassicales; Cleomaceae. The record is from RefSeq and is a predicted model, not a curated record. The coding region runs from base 1 to 915 and encodes 304 amino acids. Gene Ontology annotation, molecular function: RNA polymerase II cis-regulatory region sequence-specific DNA binding; DNA-binding transcription factor activity, RNA polymerase II-specific; protein dimerization activity. The transcript is spliced from 10 exons. Gene Ontology annotation, biological process: positive regulation of transcription by RNA polymerase II.
AUGGAACAUUUCCUCCAUCUUCUUUGCAAAACCCUACCCUUCCAUAUAUAUUCCGCAACUUCUCCAUCCAUCCCACACUUUCCAUCAUUUUCCCGAGAAAAAAAGAUUAAUCAAGGGAAAGGACCCUUUCCCCCCUUUUGUUCUUCCCCUCACUCAUCAGCAACCACGGCGUACAGGACGGAGCUGGGAUCGGAUCAAACCUCUCCCCAGAGGAAAUCUGGGAGAGGAAAGAUCGAAAUCAAGCGGAUCGAGAACACGACGAACCGUCAGGUCACCUUCUGCAAACGCAGAAACGGCCUUCUCAAGAAAGCCUAUGAACUCUCCGUUCUCUGCGACGUCGAGGUCGCUCUCCUCGUCUUCUCCGCCCGCGGCCGCCUCUACGAGUACUCCAACCACAGUGUAAAAGCGACAAUAGAGAGGUACAAGAAGGCCGUGUCGGAUGAUUCUGACGGGGGAUCGGUCUCCGAAAUCAAUACCCAGUACUAUAAGCAAGAAUCAGCGAAAUUGCGUCAACAAAUUCUUGGUAUACAGAAAUCGAACAGGCAAAUGUUGGGCGAGACAAUAGCUUCAAUGACUCCAAAAGAGCUCAGGAAUUUAGAAACCAAACUAGAGACAGGAAUUAGUCGAAUCCGAUCCAAAAAGAAUGAGAUGUUGUCCGCCGAAAUAGAGCACAUGCGGAAAAGGGAAGUUGAUCUGUACAACGAUAACAACCUUCUCCUCGCCAAGGUAGCUGAAAAUGAGAGGAACCAUCUGAGCAUGAUGAGUAUGAUCAUGCCGGGAAUGGGAGGAUCGAACUACAACGAGGGGCGAUCUCAGCCGUUGGAUUCUCGAGGUUAUUUCCAUGUCGCGGCUUUACAACCAAACCACCAUCAUUUCUCCGACAAGCAAGACCUCACUCCCCUUCAGCUAGUGUGAUAUUGGCCCCAAUGGUUAAAGAACGCGAAUAAUGGCAAUAAAGAAGAUGGAGCUAUAUGUAUAAGUGUAGGAGAGGGCAUAUAUAUAUAUAUAUAUAUAUAUAUA